AUGGGUUUCUAUAACAAACUAUCUACAAAUACUCAUCUUCAUUCUUCAAUCUGCUUCUUCUUUGAAUUCAUUACAUUAUUGUUAGUUCUUCCUGCUCCUACAAAUUCAAUCUCCUUUAACUUCCCAAAUUUCACAUCAAAUGAUCCUCGAAUAAAUUUACAAGGAGACUCCGUCAGGAACGGUAGCUUCAUUGAAGUCACCAGGAACAACGCCACUUUUUCUGCUAAUGCAACUCUUAGUAGUAGUGUAGGCCGUGCCAUUUUCUCGGAUCCUAUACAACUUUGGAAUGCAACCACUGGAUGGAAGACAGACUUUGAUACGCACUUCUCAUUCAUCAUUGAUGGAUUUAAUAUGAAAUCUGCUGGGGACGGUUUCGCUUUUUUUCUUGCACCAUUCGGGUCUGAAAUUCCUCCAAAUUCUUCGGGUGGAGAUCUGGGCUUAUUGACUUCGAACAUAUCUAAACAGAAUUUGGCGACAAAUCAAAUUGUUGCGGUUGAGUUUGACAGUUUUGAAAACAGUUUCGAUCCAAGUUCAGACCAUGUUGGUAUCAACGUUAACUCGGUAGUAUCAGAGGCUACUGUGUCAAUGGAACAAGGUAGUAUAAGGGAUGGAAGAAAAGCUAAUGCUUGGGUAACUUAUAAUUCUAAUACUAAAAACUUGAGUGUUUUUCUAACUUAUUCUGAGAACCCUGUUUUCAAUGGGAGUCCUACUUUGAAUCAUGUUGUUGAUCUAAGCAAUAUUCUACCAGAGCGGAUUACUGUUGGAUUUUCAGCGGCCACUGGCAGGAGAACUGAAAUUCAUCGACUCCUUUCCUGGCAAUUCAAUUCCACUUCAGAACUAAUUGAUAAGAAAACUGGUGAAGGACGAACUGAUGGUAAAGGACGAAUUGAUGGUAAAGGGAAAGGUAUUGCAACUGAAUUGGCGGUUGGUCUUGGUGUUAUCCUGGGUGUUUCAGCAUGUGGGCUUGGUUUUGCUUUGUUCAUCUGCUGGAAGAAAUGGCGUAACUCAAGGAGAGUUACGGGUGAUACUAGAAAUAAUGCCGACUUUUCAAUGGACUACGCAGGAACCGGACCAAAAAGGUUCUCAUACAGUGAACUGGUUUAUGCAACAUAUAACUUCGAUGAGGGAGGAAAACUGGGAGAGGGUGGAUUCGGAGGAGUGUACAAAGGGUUCCUGAGAGAUCUAAACUUAAAUGUAGCUGUUAAAAGGGUCUCACAAGGUUCGAGACAAGGAAAAAAAGAAUACCAGUCGGAAGUGAAGAUUAUUAGCCAAUUACGACAUAGAAAUCUGGUUCAGCUCAUAGGUUGGUGCCACGAAAAAAAUGAGUUACUUCUUGUGUACGAAUUCAUGCCAAACCGUAGCCUCGAUAAACAUUUAUUUCGUGGGGUAAACAUUCUUAACUGGGAAACCAGGUACAGAAUAGCUCUUGGUUUAGCUUCUGCAUUGUCAUAUCUACAUGAAGAUUGGGAACAAUGUGUACUUCACAGAGAUAUUAAAACAAGUAACGUAAUGCUAGAUUCGGAAUUUAACGCCAAACUCGGGGACUUCGGUUUAGCAAGGCUUGUUGAUCACGGGAAAGGAUCAAAAACAACUGCUGUAGCAGGAACAAGGGGAUACUUAGCACCUGAAUGUUUUAAGACACGUAAAUCAAGUAAGGAAUCCGAUGUGUAUAGUUUUGGUAUCGUUGCACUUGAGAUUGCUUGUGGGAGAAGGCCGGUUGAAGCAACAACGCGGGUCUCACUAGUAGAGUGGGUUUGGGGUCUUUACGGAGGUGGAAAGCUCUUGGAAGCAGCUGAUGAAAGAUUAAGUACGGAGUUCAAUGAGUUAGAAAUGGAACAGUUAAUGGUUGUAGGAUUGUGGUGUGCUCAUCCCAAUUCUGAACUAAGGCCUUUGGCAACUCAAGUGAUUCGUGUUCUUAAAUUUGAAUCUCCACUGCCUAAACUUCCACUUGAAUUACCAAAUCCGGUAUAUCAUCAAGCAAAAGCUUCCGCGCCUUACUUCCCAUCAUUAACUGGUCUUACCAAUACACUCACGGGGAGAUAG
Messenger RNA from Papaver somniferum (opium poppy), 2043 nucleotides. Its product is annotated as L-type lectin-domain containing receptor kinase IX.1-like. Gene Ontology annotation, biological process: protein phosphorylation. Bases 1 to 2043 code for a protein of 680 amino acids. The record is from RefSeq and is a predicted model, not a curated record. Lineage: Eukaryota; Viridiplantae; Streptophyta; Magnoliopsida; Ranunculales; Papaveraceae. The transcript has a single exon. Gene Ontology annotation, cellular component: plasma membrane. Gene Ontology annotation, molecular function: ATP binding; protein kinase activity; carbohydrate binding.